AAAUACAGGCUGGUGUAAACAUGGCUGCCGCAGUGGUCAGAGUUCUGUCCUUCAGUAGAAAUGCUAAGGUGCUAGCUCCAGCUGUGAAGCUCAGUGCUGUGCCUGCUCGCAGGUACAGUGUAGAGGUGUCCAGCACCGGGGAGGCCAUCACUCAUACCUCGCAGGUGUUUGACGAGAAGGAUCCCAGGAGAGCCAGAUUCGUUGGCAGACAGAAGGAGGUGAAUAAGAACUUUGCCAUCAAGUUGGUGGCAGAGGAGCCUGUGACUGACAUCCAGUCCAGAAUUGUGUCCUGUGAUGGAGGCGGUGGAGCUUUGGGACAUCCCAAAGUCUACAUCAACCUGGAUAAAGACACAAAAGUGGGCACAUGUGGGUACUGUGGAUUACAGUUCAAGCAGAAGCAUCAUCACUGAAACAUUACCUCUGUCUGUGCUUCUCUGUAUAAAUUGCCAUAUUGGUUAAUAAAUUAUAUCUUCUCUGUCUAAUCAAAA
Molecule: messenger RNA, 488 nt
Organism: Pleuronectes platessa (European plaice)
Lineage: Eukaryota; Metazoa; Chordata; Actinopteri; Pleuronectiformes; Pleuronectidae
Gene: ndufs6
Product: NADH:ubiquinone oxidoreductase subunit S6
Exons: 4
Coding region: 21-410 (129 amino acids)
Biological process (GO): mitochondrial electron transport, NADH to ubiquinone
Source: RefSeq, a predicted model, not a curated record